AAAGAGUUCUGGCCGUAAGCUGUAGGUUCCAUCCUUCCCUGCUCUCCCAAGUGGAAAGCUGCCCUCAUCCCUCACUAAUGGGAGAGAAGGACAAGCAUUGCUCAGGCCUGGAAGCUUGCCAAGCCAAAGGAACCCAAGCAAGAACUCAUCAUGCCAAUCAAACCAAUUGGGUGGAUAUGUGGGCAGUUGAGGGGAUCCAGAAAACAAUCAUGGACCUUGUAGAUGAGUUUAAAGAUGAUAUUUCUACCAUCCCACGAGUAUCACAGUCUAAUCAGAAAAGAGAAACCAUGAAAAAGCCAUCUAAAGUCAAAAUGGCCAUUGCUUUAGCCAAGAUCAACCGAGGAGCAUUAAUUCAAGGAUUGAACAGCAUAUCCAGAUCCUCCAAAUCAGUGGCCAAACUCCUGCAGCCUCGACUUGCUUGUAGACUUUUAGAGUUAAGGUGCAUAUCUCACCGCCUGCUGAGGGAAGUUAACGCACCAAAGCAACCCCUAUAUAACAUGCAGAUCAGAAAGGGUUCUUUGUUUGAUAUCAUUUCCUUUCCAGCAAAGACUGCUUUAACUAGCAUAAUGUAUGCUUCAUACGCAGCACUAAUUUAUUUGACAGUCUGUGUUAAUGCUGUUCUGGAGAAGGUAAAGAAAAUUUUCCAAGAAGAAGAAUCCAUAAGGCAAAACAGAGAGGAGAGCAAACAUCUUAGAAAAUCCUUUUCUGAGCCUGCACUUUCUGAGCCUAUGUUUCCCGAUGGGGCAAACUAUACAUGGUCGUCCAUCAAAAUCCUAGGGAAGGAAAUAAUUGAUUUAAUAGUCUGAUAUUUCCAAUGUUCACAAUAAACCCCAGACUCAGCACGGAAUCUAUUGCAGAAGAACCAGGUUAAAGAACAAGACAGCUUUUCUUUUCCCUCCCAUUUAGAAAUUAUUCAGCAUAAGGCAGGACCUAAUCUUAGCAGUUAUCACAUCCGUUUUGCUAUUGAUGAGAAGAUAGAGCUCUGCCAGAAGAUUACUAGCUCAGCAACUAUACCUAUUGCUGCAGCUGUGCUGUUACCUAUUAGAUGUCAAUGUUACUUCCUUGACAGAAAUGAGGCAAUGGCUUCAGAUGCUUCUUAAGGAAUUUGCACUAACUGCUGGAAGAAUGGUAAGCUUCAGAUAUAAUUCAAGGGAGGUUACUAAAAGCAUGAGUGCAUAUAUUAAUUGAAGAGCAAUUUACGAUCCAAAGUAGUCAAUUCUCAACUUCUUAAUUGUAUUAAAAUGGUGCUUCUCAAAUUUAAAAGAGCACAGGAGUCACCAACAUUCUGUUUAAAUUCAGUAGGCCUAGGGUGGGCUCAAGAUGCUGCAUUUCCAAGAAGCUUCCAAGUGACACCAAUAUUUCUGGUCUAUGGAACAUACUUUGAGUAGCAAGGUCUUAACAGCUCUCAUGGUCUGUCAUGGUCUGAAAUUGGGAGAAAUUCUUCCACAUUUAUCAGCACCAGAUGCUUAUAUUUUUUAAAAACCAGAAGUGCUGGAAUACUGACCUUAUAUCCCCAGAAAACUGUUGGCAAAGAUUCAUAUUUUCAUAAAUUAUGAAUUAAUAUUUUCACAAAUUAUUAAUUAUAAAUUAACAUUCAUAAUUUAAAUACACAUCCUUUUACAUGAGGACAUGAGGGCAGGUGGGGAAGUGUAGAGAGAGUAGCACACUAAGUUUAAGAUUGUACUUUGUACCAGUCAGAGAAAGUGAGAGAGAAAGAGAGAGAGAGAGAGAGGGCUAUCAGUUUCAUGAAAUAGAAAAACAUAGUAUUCCAUAGCAUGGCUAUUUAUAACUUAUUUAAACUGCUUCCUAUUGUUAAAACAUUUAGGUUGCUGUCAUUUUUAAAAAAAUAUA
Myotis lucifugus (little brown bat) is the source of this 1851-nucleotide messenger RNA. It is a transcript of the gene SPATA9, whose product is annotated as spermatogenesis associated 9. The coding region runs from base 78 to 806 and encodes 242 amino acids. The record is from RefSeq and is a predicted model, not a curated record. Lineage: Eukaryota; Metazoa; Chordata; Mammalia; Chiroptera; Vespertilionidae. The transcript is spliced from 6 exons.